Rhinolophus ferrumequinum (greater horseshoe bat) is the source of this 14220-nucleotide messenger RNA. It is a transcript of the gene DNHD1, whose product is annotated as dynein heavy chain domain 1. Gene Ontology annotation, biological process: microtubule-based movement. The record is from RefSeq and is a predicted model, not a curated record. NCBI's taxonomy places the organism in Eukaryota, Metazoa, Chordata, Mammalia, Chiroptera, Rhinolophidae. Gene Ontology annotation, molecular function: dynein intermediate chain binding; ATP binding; dynein light intermediate chain binding. Gene Ontology annotation, cellular component: dynein complex.
AUGGUAAAAGAAGCAGACCCAGCCAGGCUGACCCCCUAUUCCCAAGGCCAGCGGGCAGCCAGCAUGUUCGGCCUGGCACUGCUCCCUCUGCCCUGCGGGAGACAAAGGCAGUUCCUGAAGGCAGUGACUCACUCAGAGCAGCCCAGAGGGCUGGAGCUCCUGAUAGCUGAGCUCCAAACUCUGUUCUCAGCUGUGCUGCAAGAUGGCAGCCCUGCAGCUUGGCACUAUCUGCAUGCAGUACUGGGUCUGCUGCCUCCCUAUCGUGCGCUGCUCGUUGGUCUCGUUGAUUUGCUACCCUUCCUGGAGCAGCUAUAUCACUGGGCACCCUGGGUCCUAUCCCAGCUCCAGCUGGACCUGCUAGAUGCCAUAGACCGGGCCUUUCCCCGAGACACCUCUUUGUUAGAGAGUGCCUCCCAUGUUGACUGCUGUCUUCAGAAGCAGAGGUUCCAUUAUGGUCCCCCACUCCUAGUGUGCCCUUUUGUGCAGGCCCGGAUGGGUAGGCAGCAAGUAGAGGAGGAGUUGGCCACAUGGCUGCGACCAUUGACUCUGCCUGAGCUCCAGCACAGCCUGGGUAUUGUUGGUGCCGAGGUGGCCCUGGAAGAGGCUCAGUGGCUAGAUGGCCUUAGUCUCCUGCCCUUGGCACUGGCAACAGACAUCCCUGUACAGUAUGAAAGCAGUGGCGCUGACAAUGCAGAGGAGGAACCUCUUGGAAGAAGAGAGACUAAGUCUCGGCUUGACUCUGAAGUUCCUGGAAAGAAGACCUUCCAAAAGAGCAGCACUGGUCUCUUACCUCAGACUUCCUUCCUGGGUAGCCAGGUGACGACCAUUCUGAAGAGAGAGAGAUACCUGGAGAAAAUCCACUUCCUCUACCUCAAUGUGGCUCCCAGCCGGUACUUUAAGCCCUACAGCCUGGUGGUGGUGCCACCGAACAAGGUGAAUGCUGAGCACUACAUCUUCUCUCCCUUUGGCGUCCUGCAUGUGCAUCCUGUGGAGGGCAGUGAGACGAUGACGCUGGGUACCUGGCACCGCCACUCUGUCCUCUGGCAACAGCUCCAGUUUAUCCCAUUCUUUAAGUAUUGCCUCUUACGCAAGGCCUUGGCCUGCUGGAAGAAGAAUGUGAAGUUGCAAGGGCUGCACCGGUGCCGGACUUUCCUGGGGAAGCAUCUGCUCUUCGCUGUGCCCCACUUUGGAGCUGGACUGCUUCAUAUUAGCAGGCUUCUACAGGAGCUGCACUCUGUGUCCUGGUUCCCCCGGGAGCCAGAUCAGUGCUACGAGCUGCUGGACCUGCAGCGGGCUCUAGCAAAGGAGAACCACAAGGCCCUGCGGCUGCUCUGUCGCUGUCUGCACCUCUGCACAUCCAUCCUUCAUAUGGUUCAUGAGGAUACAUAUCAAAUGCAACAGGGCCUGCAGGAGCGAGUGAAAAACUGCAAGAGGAUCAGGAAAGGCCAAGGCUCCAUAUACCUUCAAAAGGUGCAGCGCCAGCGUCUGGAACAGAAGCUGAAGCAGGCAGAGACCUGGCUGCUGCAGCUGGGACGGUUGGCCCGCCUGGUGGACUACAUGAUUUGCCAGCGCCUCAUGUCUGUCAUAGAGGAGGAAAUAACCUCUUUUGUGGCCAACAUCCUGCAAGCCCCAAGGCAGAAGCCUUUUCUCUCAGCACAGCUGGUCUUCGACAGUUGUGGCCAGCUGUCUCAUGAGCCCCGUAUUGAAAAAGUGACCCAGAUUCUAACUGGGAGCCUACAGUCUGUCAAGGCCUCUAUUCUGAAGGUAAUGCAGUCUACAAACCUGAAGACCCCCGUGGACUCCCUGUAUUCUGAAGAAGAUGCAGAGGAGGACUCGAGCAUGGAUUCCCUGAGGCCCAAGUCCCAGGGCCAGCCCAGCGAUGCCGUGCACAUCUUCUGUGGCCCGAAUGUAGGAUUGGUAUGGCCCUGGAAAUCUCACCCAAUUAUUGAAGCCCUGGAGGUCCGUGGGCACCGGCUACGGGGCCAGUACUUGCCCCCAGAUUACAAGCAGUUGCAAGAGGACCUGGACAACAACCCUAGACUCCAGCAGGCCCUGACUAUCCAACAGGACCUGUUGAAGGGCGUGCUGUGGGAAGUGCAGGAAUUCUGCAAGGAAUAUCAUUGGAUGACAGAGAUUUACGAGUUUCUGCAAACCUGGGGUCCUCAGAAGCUGGAGUCUAUGAGAGAUUGUCCCAUUAAGAACUACGUGAUGCUAGUAAGCUGCCUGAACGUUCGGCAGGCCCGUGUUUCCAAUAUACCUAAUGAGUUGAUCACAAAAAGCAAGUUGCUGCUGCUGAGCUGUCGUGAUGUACGGGCAGAGAUGGAGUCCAAGCUGGAGAGCAUCAGAAAGGACAUUCUUGCACAGGUACAGAAUGAGUGCUGGAGCCGCAGCCAGCAACUAAUGAAAGAGCUCGCAGAUUUCAUCAAGGUCUUCCAAACUGUCAUCUCAGACUUUCACUCCAUUGCCCAGUGCUCCCAAAAGUUGAACGAGGCCAAUGACCAGUACAACAAGCUGGAGGAGCGAAUGGAAUACAUACGGUCACUCCAUGAACUCACCCGCAGCCACUUUCGCCUCUUUAGUGCUGAGAAUGAGGCGCUGGACAUCUCGGUGAGAAGGCAGUUCAGAGAGUCACUCAUCCCCUCGGUCCCCUCCCCACAACCACAUUCACUCAACUGCUCUCUGCUUGCCCCACAGCUUCUGGAUAUGUGGGAGGCAUUUCAGUUUGAGAGAAGCCAGGCCUCGGAGUUCCUGCUCAGCAAGCAACAUACCAUCGUGCCCAAGCUGCAGCAGCUGAUGGCAGCAGCACUGGCAGAGCUGGAAGGCCUGAUUGAGAAGGCCCUGUCCGGGCCCUUCAUGGACCCUGCGCAAGAGCAGAGGAGCACUGAGUGCCAGCUCCUAGCCCUGGAGCGCCAGUUCCAGAGCACAGCCAGCCACCUCAGUGAGCUGCACCGUGCCUACGCCACCUUCACUGGGGAUAAGAGUCCUGUGCCGUUGCCAAUCUGUGGGACCCGUCCUAUCGUGCAGCAGCAGCGUAUCUGGCACCUGUACCGAGUCAUUUCUGAAAACAUCAGCGAAUGGAAGUGCAUGGCUUUUGCCAAGUUCAGCCUGGCUAUGGCCCAGGAGAAGACAGAUGGCUGGCUGACAGAGGCAUCCCAGAUGGGUGCCACCCUGGGGCUGCACAGCCCAGUUCUGCAGUGCUGUGUGCACAUUCUGGAGGAAUUUCGCAGCUACCUGCCAUUGCUUACCAAGCUGGGCAGCCUCCAGCUGCAGAGCCUCAAUCUCCAAGCCCUCCUGCGAGCCUUAGGGCUGGGCAGUCUGAACAUAGAACUCCUAACACUGAGCCAGCUGCUUGCUUGUCCGCUGCUGGACUUUGCAGAUCGACUCAAUCAGGUCUGGCAGUGUGAAAAUGAACAAGUUCAUGCCCAACAGACCCUGCGGCAGCUGCAGUGGGUCUGGGAAGUGCGCCAGCUGCGACUGCUCAACUUCAUCCUGCAUGUGCCCUACGAGCCCCCAGUCUUGGAGCGCUCCAAGAGGCACAUGCUCCGCAGUCCCCACUGGGACGUAGUGGCCAAGGAUAGUGGCACCUUCAUUCUUUCAGAUUACAGCAGCCUGCAGGAUUCUAUCCAGGAAAGUCUUCAGGUGUUGUUCAAGAUCCUGGCCAUACAAAACUCAGGAGACUUAUACAAAAUAGCUUUGGAGUGGGUGACCAUCAUGUAUGGCCUGGGUGACGUGCUGGACGCGUGGGAGACUUUUCAGCAGAAGUGGAUUUUUCUGAAUAAAGUUCUACAUGAGAUGAAGAUCCAAUUUCCCAGUUCUGACCUGGACUCCCGUUUCAAGGCCAUGGAUGAGCAGUAUCGGACCCUGAUGCGGAUCUCUGUAGCUGACCCUCUGGUUCUGUCACUUAUAGUGCCCAGUGCCAAGCGGAGCCCUUAUUUCCAAGGCCAGCAGCUGCAACAACUGCUGCAAGCAGGCUCAGCAGAGCUGGAGGGCAUCAUUAUUGCUCUGGAAAGCGUGCUCUAUGGGUUCUGUGCUCAAUUCCCCCGCCUCUUCUUCCUCAGUAACAGUGAGUUAGUGGCCCUGCUGGCUGCCCCACUAGAGUCAUGUGAGGCCCAGAUAUGGGUACGACGCUGCUUUCCUCAUGUGCAUGCUGUGAGCUUCAAGUCUAUCCCCACAGAUAGAAACAUGGAGGACCAGGAGUCAAGGCCAAGCACACUGACUCAGGUGGAGGCACUUGUAGUGCUAGGGGCAGGUGGGGAGGAGGUGAAGCUGCAGGAGUCCCUUCCUUUGCAUCCAGAUUUCCCCAAAUGGCUGGCGUCUCUGGAAAAGUGUCUGCGUUUGGCAUUGGUGCACCUACUGCAGGACUGUGUGGCUGCCCAUCUGGCUCUGGGUCCAUCCCUAGACAAGGCCUUCAAGGAGCUGCCCCAGCAAAGCCAGUUGCCCCUGCAGCAGUAUGUCCACCACGGGCUAGAUUUAAUCAAGGCUUUCCCAUGGCAGUGUGUGCUGGUGGCAGAGGAGGUGGUAUGGCGGGCCGAGAUGGAAGAAGCUCUGCUUGAGGGGAGGACCCUGGCCAUGGUCUCCGCACAUGUAUGGAAGCUGGAAGGACUGGUGCAUUUUGUACGGGCCCAGAGGGCCUACCAAGGUGGGCAGCCCCUGCCCUCUGUCCGCCAGACCAGCCUGCUCAGUGCGCUACUAGUCAUGGAAGUGACUCACCGGGAUAUAGCACAGCUGCUGAAGGAGCACCAGGUCUGUGAUCUGGCAGACUUCCACUGGGCCCGCCAACUCAAGUACCACCUGGGUUCAUCUCGCACCAUCCCCAAAAGUCCCCUGCAGAGUCUCAAGACUAUUGUAUCUACUGAGAAUUCCCUGUCACCAGCUGCAUGCUGGAUAGAGGUGCUAGGCCGGUCCUUUCUGUACAAUUAUGAGUACCUGGGUCCCAGACUGGAGUCUCUACCCAGCCUGCUGCCUGAGCGCCCAGCCCUUGUACUGUUAUUGGCCCUGGAGGAGGUGGCCUGUGGGACCCUACUGGGCCCUGAUGGUGUAGGCAAGGUAGCAAUGGUGAAGAACCUGGCAUGGGCCCUGGGGCGCCAGCUGGUGAUGAUGCACUGCUUGCCUCAGAUGGAGGCCCAAAGCCUGAGCAACUACCUGAAUGGUGCCCUGCAGGGUGGUGCCUGGCUACUGUUGGAGGCAGCUCAGUACCUGCCCCUUGGCUUGCUCUCUGCCCUGGGCCAGCGCCUGGCUGAACUGCACCACCUCUAUGCCCCACUGUACCGGGAGGCUUCUGGAGGCAUCAGUACCAUCGACCCCACCCACUCCCAGUUCCUUGGCAGUGGCUUCUUUGAGAAACAUCACGUGUAUAUGCGUCUUGGCUAUGGCUGUCUCCUGACGCUGACUGCCCUGGUCCCUGCUGUGCCCGCCAACCUGCGCCUGCUACUGCGGCCUGUGGCAUUCACACUGCCUAACCUACAGCAAGUAGCAGAGCUGACCCUGCUGGGUGCAGGGAUGCGGGAUGCCUCCCGCAUGGCUACCCGCCUAUCCAAGUUCUUCUCCCUAGAGAGUGAGCUCGUGUCUAGGCCCCUGCCCUGCCGCCUACGACUGCUCAAGCAGGUACUGGCAGACAUGAUACAGGCUCUAAAUGUGACCAAGGAAGAACCCAACUCCCAGCAGUCCUACAGCCUAGCUGCCAUUGAGGAAGCCGCCCUAGUGCGUGCUUUGCUACACUCACCAAUAUUCAGCGUUCUGGAUGGGGUCCAUCUUCACAACCACCAAAAGCUGCUCAGUGGGAUCUUUCCCAGUGCCAGCCAGGUGCUGGCAGAGCCUGUGACCCACAGGCUGAGGAAGCCACUGCUGGUGGAGGAAUUGCGGCAGGCAGGCCUGCAUCCCAGUCCUGAUAUUUUGGGGUCCCUGGAGCAGCUGAGCCAGGCCUUGUGCCGGGCCUCAGGCAUUUUGCUCCUGGGCCCUGCAGGCAGCGGCAAGACCACUUGUUGGCACAGCUUAUUUCAGAUCCAGAAUCAGCUUGCAGCCAGGGAGGUCACCUCAACACAGGGCUAUCCACCUGUGGAAAUUACGCACCUGUAUCCCAGUGUCCUCAGCCCCCAGGAGUUCCUGGGAUGGCUAGAAGGCCCCUGCUGGCACCAAGGCAUCUUCCCCAAGCUGCUGCAUGCAGCCAGUCAGUGUAAGACUGUGAACCCAAAAAGGAAGGCACGGGGAUCGGUGGGGGUCCAGCACUGGAUAAUAUGUGAUGGGGCCUCCAGUGCUGCUUGGCUGGACUCUGUCACUUGCCUCCUGAGCGACCCCCCCCAGCUUACCCUCCCCAAUGGUCAGCAGAUAGAACGACCCCCAAGUACUUUUCUCUUGAUGGAGGUGGGAGACACAGCAGGCAUGUCCCCCACAGUGGUGGGCCGCUGUGACCUAGUGUGGUGUGGUGGGGAACAGACUUGGCAGGGGAUGCUCAGCACCCUGAUGGCAGCCCUGCCCUAUGAGUACCCCCUGCAACCCCAGACGGUCACUGAGCUCAAUCACCUGGCUGAAGUGCUGGUGCCCGCAACAUUCCAAUUCCUCACCCAGCAGGGUGCCAGCUCCCUGCUGCAGGCACAUGGGCAGCAGGCUGUUUGCCCAGGCGUGGCUGAAGUCACCAGCCUGGCUCGCCUUUUGCGUUGUCUGCUUGACCGCCACCUGCGCAUAGAUGAGGAAAAGAGGGCACAUAUCACAGAGGACCUCCGCUAUAGUGAUCCUGUAGCCCAAAGCUUCAAGUCCUCACAAAGCAGCUCUCUGAACCAGUCCCAGGUUGACGGCGGUGAUGUGCCUCGUAAGCACAGGGAGCACUUGCUGGGUGUCAGCAGCUUUCUUUUUGCCUUGAUCUGGGGCUUUGGAGCCCACCUUCCCUCCAGGCUCUGGCCCCUCUUUGAUACCUUCCUGAGGGGUUCUAUUAGUUGCCUCUCCAACUAUCCUGAGCCAUCGCCCUCAGCACUGGUGUUUGAUCUACACGUAUGCCCUGAAGAUGGGACACUGGUCCCCUUCACUGGCCAAUACCUGGCCAGCUGCGUCAAGGGACUUCCGGGCACCUUCACUCCUUCUCCCCAGACUGAACGGCUCUUGUAUGUGGUGGACCUACUUCUGAAGGAGGGACACCCAGUGCUGCUGGCUGGAGAGGCAGCCACCGGGAAGUCCGCAUUUGUGGAGGUGCUAGUGGAGCCACGUCACCCUUGCACGUACAGCCGCAUCCACCCUGCCUUCAGCUCCAUCCACCUUCGCCUUCUGCUGAGCCGAGGGGUCCAGAGCCAAGCACGAGUCAACACACGGCCUGGGUGGCACCUGGAUUCUAAAGGCUCCCUCCUCUUCCUGCUGGAGGAUCUGCACCUGGCUGCUUCUGACCCAGAGAAGAGCUGUCAGCCAGUGUUGGAGACUCUGCGCCAGGCCAUAGAUGGCUCUCUGUGUGCCCACAGCACCUUGGAACUGCAGAUGCUGCAGCCUGUGGUCAACUUCUUCGCCACAGCCACAGUGCCGGGCUUCUGUGAGCGCCCCCUGAGCCCACGCCUUUUUCGGCUCUUCACAGUGCUGGCCUUGAGCAGUAUGACCCAGGCCAUGCUGCUGAGCAGGCACACACCUAUUGUCCAGGUCUGGCUUGAGCAUUUCCCCUCUGUGGAGCGGGAGGGUGCUCUAGCAAGAGCCCUGGUCCGGGCCUCGGUGGAAGCCUGGGAGGCUGUGGGCAACUGCUUUAAGCCUUCACCCCUCCACCCACACUACCACUUCUCCCUGCACUCUGUGAGCCAACUACUGGGCAGCCUGCAGCUGCUGCCGACCAGAACAGGCUCUCGAGGUUUUCUGGACUACCCUAAUGACCAGGAGCACUUGCGCCGGGUGUCAGGCUUGCGUGGCACACGCCUGACAAUUAUGAUGGCCAUGCGCAACAUGGUACGUCUUUGGCUGCAUGAGGCACAGAGAACCUUUUGUGACCGGCUAGACAGCCCUAGGGAACGCUCUCACUGUGCCAAGCUGCUUCUAGAAGUAGCUCAUAGUGUCUUCUGCUGUGGGCAGGUGCCCCAGAGCCUGGGCAAGGGCCAUGAGGAGGGGGAAGAGUGGGGAGAAGAGGAGGAGGAUGAGAGAGUGCCUGAAGUGGAGUCAGAGGGGGAGCUGACCCAGUGGGAGGACUUCAGCAACAGCGGCAGUGAAACAGAGGAGGAGAAUGCUUAUGGCCUUCAGGUCACCACAGACCCACCCUCCAAAUAUUUAGAUCUUGUACCAGUAAAGAAUAAGACCAUAGAGAGCGUAAGUCAAAAGAUAAACCAGGAGGAAGGCACAGUGACCUCCAGCUACAAACUCCACCUAAAGGGAGCUAAGAAUCGGUGGCAGAAGGCAUCCCAGGUGGAUCUGGUCUCACCCCUGUUGCUACCAGUGCUGCUACUUCGUCCGCAGGAAAAGCCCUCAGACCUGGUCUUCAGUCAAGAGCUGAUACUAGGUUCCAACUCUGAGGGCCCCAACUUGUACCUGGAACGGCAGUGGGAGAGCCUGGGGGAGCAGCUGGCCACCUCAGCCGCUCAGCUAAAGCUGAGCCCCCACCUUGCCCAGUGCCGCUCAAUGGCCCAGCACGUGGCCCGCCUGGUCCGGGUGCUGGCCAGGCCCCGGCAGCAUGGCCUACUGCUGUCGGGGGCUCUGAGCACUGGGCGCUGUACUGCCAUCACGCUGGCAGCUAACAUUUGUCAGGCCCGCCUCUUCCAUCUACCCUGUGAACCAGAGGACGCCAUUCUCCAGUGUCUACGGGAUGCCAGCUGGCAUGCUGGCAUGUUAGGACAGCCAGUGGCCCUGCUGGUGCCCAAGGGUAUAGAUCUUACUACCCUUCACCGUCUGCUGGCCCUGGCAUCCUCAGGCAGUUUCCCUGACCAGUACACAGAGGCAGAUCUGGACAACAUUGAAGAACAUUUCCCCAGGGAGACCCUUAGUGUCAAGCAGACCAUCAGGAAGGAAAUGCUGUUACAGAGGUUCUACCAGCAAGUGUGCAGCCACUUACACAUGUUCAUCCUGAUUGGAGAUGACCAGGUCCGCAAACAGCUGCCCUCCCUCCUUUUCCUGAGGCUCCUUCAACUGGCCAUCGCCAGCAUUGAUCGCUAUGAACCCUGGGACCAAGAUUCCCUGGUCAGUGUGGUCCAGCACCACCUGCAGGGUGCUCAGAGUCUAGCCCUUGGUGACGACUCCUUGAAGUGCCCAGACCUCCAGGCCUCAAUUCCCAGUGUGGCCAAAGCCAUGGCUCUCAUCCACCUUUCGGCUGCCAGCUACCAUGGACACCUGUGCCCUGAAUUGCCACUCGUCACACCCAAGACCUUCCUAGACUUCCUGGACACCUUCAUGCUGCUGCAGCAACAGAUGAUCCUGCAGAUGGAGCACAAGGCCCAGCGGGUCCACAAUGCCCUGGGGAAUCUGACAAUGCUGAUUGAGCAGCACGGUGCCCACACCGACCUGGUCUUCAACUUGGAACAGCAGCUCAAACACUCCCAUAGGAAGCUCAACAUAUGUCAGCAGCAGCUAGAGCAAGGCAAGCUCCUGUACCAGCAGCAGCUGGCAGGCUGUCGGCAGCAGGAGAACCUCGCUGAGAACCUAACCAAGCAGUCGGAUGCCCUGCGGGCCCAGCAUGAGGCUUUCCUGGAGCAGAUGGGCAAGGCCUUUCUAGGGCCCCUGAGCCAGCUGCAGGUGGCCGACUUUGAGGAGAUUCGGAGCUACCGUGCACCACCAGAACCUGUGGUCCAGGUGACUGAUGCGCUGUGUGACCUGUUCCACCGUGAACGAGGCUGGGCCAGUGCCAAGCAACUGUUAUGCACUGAGGACUUUUAUCAGGAGCUGGUGUUCUUCCCCAAGGAGAAGAUGACAGACUCAGAGGUAAUAAAGUUAAACCUGGCUCUGAAGGCUCCAGGUAUGAGUGACGAAGCCUUGCGGGCAGUAAGCAUACCUGCAGCAAGCCUGGCAGCCUGGCUGUGGGCCGUUCUGCACUACCGGCUGGCACAACACCGAGGACUGCCCACGGCUCUGCUGCUGCAGCAGGUAGAGGCGACACUGGCUCGGGAGCAGGCCCGCCUGGCCCACUACCAGUUCCAGGCUCAGGAGAUCCUACAGCACAUUUUGGCCCUGACCAAGAAGCUGGAAGAUGCCCAGGCCUCCCAUAACCAUCUGGUGGAGAAUCUCAGUUUGGCUCAGUGUGGCCAGUAUCACAAGUGGCCCAUAAAAGCUGCGCUGCUCACGCCCAUGCAUUUCUGGACUACAGAGCUCCAGAAGUUGAAGGGGCACUGCAUGACUGUGUUUGGAGAUGCCCUCCUGUGUUCAGCUGCCAUCGUCUACCUGGGUCCCUUCCCGCCACUGCGGCGUCAGGAGAUACUGGACAAGUGGCUGGCUCUGUGUAGGGGCUUUCAGGAGACCCUGGGCCCAGAUGAUGUGGCACAGGCACUGAAGCAGAAUCAGAAAUCUGUCACCAUGCCACCAGAGAAACCCCUGCUCUCCACACGCUCUCCCUUCAGCCUUCUGUCCUUGCUGAGCUCUGAAUCCGAACAGCUCCAGUGGGACCGAGACCUAAAGCCCCAGGCAAAGUCAGCCCGCCUGGCAGGCCUCCUUCUGCGAAGUCGCACCCACUACUUCAGUUGCCGUUGGCCUCUGCUACUUGACCCCAGCAACCAGGCCCUUAUCUGGCUGAACACACUGCCUCGGGAAGAGACUAGAUACUUGGCCCCAGGUCCCGCCACGGACAGAGGGAAGGACUCCAGGAGAACUCAAGAGAAAGAGUGUACAGAGGAGGGCACAGAAGAGGAAGAUGAUGACAGUGAAGAGUGUGAUAAAGCUAAAGAUGAGACACAAGAGCAGAAGGCAGAGGAAGAGAAGCAAGGGCAGGAAAACAAGGAGGAGGAGACAGGGAGGCAGGAGUCAAGCCCCGCCUCUCAGAUCCAGUCUCCACCCCUUCCCUACCUCAGCGUACUUUCAGGUGCUGACCCGGACCUGGGUCCUCAGCUCCUGAAGGCAGCUGCAGGGGGCCUGCCCAUGCUACUGACCAAUGUGGAGCUGGGCCUGGGGUGCCAAGAACUGCAAUGGUUACUGCAGCGAGAAGAGCUGAGCCCACCCCAGGUGCAGCCUGGCUUCUGUCUCUAUCUGAGCACUACCCUCUCCCUCGGUGCCUUGGGAAAAGUGUUAGGUUGUGAACUGCUGAAGGGGCUGAAUGUACUGGAUCUGGGCCUGAACAUGGACGUCCUAGAAGAACAGAUGCUGCAUGAAAUCGUGUGCAUAGAGUGUCCCAAGCUUGAGAGCCGCUGGCAGGACCUCAAGAUAAGAUCCCUGCAUGCCCGUGAAGCUGUGGAGGCUGUUGAGGAGCGACUGCUGACGAUGCUACUGUUCCAGAACCCAAAUCAUCAGAAACCAGCCAAGUUCCUGCGGGGCACAGUGAGGACCCAGGCACAGCUAUGUCAGCUGCGUGCCCAUUGCGAGGAGCUAGAAGAACUGAGGCUGCAGGAGGUGGUAUUGUGGGCACCCUAUCGACGUGUGGUCCAGCAUGGAAUGGCCAUUAUCAAGGCCCUUAGCCCACUGCAGAACCUGCUGCCACCUUUACGUAUGAGCCCGGAGAAUUGGCUGGCAGCCACCAAGCAGGCACUGAACAGCAUGAAGCGGUGUGAGAAUCAUCAGGGGGUGGACCUGCCCAGCCAUCUGCUGCAGCUAAGAACACAGCUGACCCGCCAGCUGCUGGGCAGCACCGUGGCUGCACUGGGCCUGACUCAUGUACCCUUGGUGGGUGCCUUAGGUGCUCUGGCUUUGCUGCAAGUAUCAAAGAAAGCACCAGAUCUGGAGAGGCUGGCACUUUGGCCUGGACUGGCAGCCUCUCCCAGCACAGGCUACAGCAAGCCAGUCCCAGGUGUGGCUCGGCCGCCCUGGCUAGGGCUGAGAGCCUGGCACGAAUGUGGAAUGUUAGAGCUGCUGCCCCCAUUUGCUGGGCUGCGUGCGUCCCUGGCAGGCCACUCCAGCGUUUGGCAGGCUUACCUGUCACUGUCAUCCACAGUGCUGGGGCCUGCACCUGGGCCUGGGUCUGAUCCACUCAGCCUCCUCCAGAGGCUGAUCCUGUGGCGUGUGCUGAGACCUGAGUGCCUGGCAGGUGCCCUGGCAGACUUUACCACCAGCCUGCUGGGUCGGCCCCUGGAUGAAAACCUGAGCGCAUUCACUAUACCCCUCGAACACAGUAAAGCUACUCAGCCCCUGCUGGUCUUGUUACCACCACCUGGUCACCCUACAGACAUCUUGCAUCCCCUGACUGUCAUCCAGAAACUGGCUGCCAAACAUGAGCAGGGGCAGAAGCAUUUGGAGGUGAUAGCCCUGGGCUCUGAGGCCUGGGAUCCGGUCUCGGUUGUGGUCAGCACUCUCUGCCAGGCUAUGCACAAAGGGCACUGGCUGGUGCUGGAGAAUUGUCACCUGAUGCCUUACUGGCCAAAGGAGCUGCUACAGCCCUUGCUGGGGCUAUUGGACGGAGCCAAGGUGAUCUCGGACCUGGAGUUAGAACUGCUUUUAGCUCAACCUACAAGCAGGAAUGUGGUCCACAGAGAUUUCCGGCUUUGGCUUAUUGUGCCUACAGAGGCUAUUGCUUCCUUACCAGCUAUACUAACUCAGCACUCCAUGCCUAUUUCCUGGGAGCCAUCCCUGGACCUGGGCCGCGUCUUGAUCGACAGCGUGGAGCUAGCCCAGCAAGGACUGUAUGUGCAACCCCCUACUAAGGCGCUGCCUCUGCUCCUCCUACAUGGCCUCCUGCUACACCGGCAGCUCUAUGGAAUGAAGCUGCAGGCACAUAGGGGGCGCUGGAGUCAAGUGACGCUAACCCAGGUCCUUCAGAUCCAAGACCAGCUGUGUGCCAGCCUUAGCAAUCCCAGUGCUGCCAUGCAGGAGCUGGCCGUUUCGGUUUUCUAUGGGGGUCCUGUGGGAGACGACAAGGACAGGGAGGCCCUGAUUAGCCUCACACAAGCCUGCCUGAGCUCCGGCAGGAGGAGCUGGGACAAACCACACACCCCCCAGUAUCUGCUGGCCACUCUGAUGCCCAGCCCAGAGCUAGAGGAGCUGGAUGCUAUGGCAGAGUGCAAGGCCCAGAUGUACCUACUGCCCAUACCACCUGAACCACAGAUCUGCGGACUGAGUGCUGGCCCCCAGGCUUGGCUGUUACGACGCCAGAGUCGUGCUUUCCUGAGUGCGCUGCAGCGGAGUUCACCCACUUGGGUGCCUGCGCCUCCGGGAGGCUCCCGGCGGCGUGCUGAAAGGCGGCUGUGGCAACGCCUGGUGUUAGCCAAGCAGAGACUGGAGUCGUUACAGGCUCUGCUGACCAAGACCAUUCACCAAGAUGAGUCUGGCGCCAGGUGGGUGGUGAAGGGACUGAAUGCAGAGCAGCCUCUGGAGGGCUUCCUCCAGAUGGAGGUGCUGGAACUGAGCCAGCUGGUGAGCACGCUGCAGCGGGACCUUGACUGCCUGUUGCAGCAGCUGAAGGGCGCGACCCCGUGUGCUUCCCAACGCUGUGCCGCGGUGGCCCACGCUCUCUGGAAUGGCCUCCUACCUCCGCCUUGGAGACCUCAUGUGCCUGCUGGGCCACAGCCGCCCUGGCACUGGCUGCGACAGCUGUCACGCAGUGGACAACUGUUGGUUCGCUACCUGGACGUGGGCUCCGAAGUACCAAAACGCAUCUUUCACCUGUCAGCCUUUCGCCACCCACGCCGCCUGCUGCUUUCACUGCGCUGGGAGGCUGCCUUUGCUAUGGACCAGUAUGUGCCCAACUCGAAUUUGCCUGAUUGUCAAAUUCAAGGCUCCAGCUCCAAUCAGCUCCCCCACAAAUGUCAGGGGCUGAACAUCAACCCUCUGCACGUCCAGGUAGUGAACGGCCCGAAGCCCAUGGUUCCAGAGGUGGGGGAGCUGCUGCUGACUGGGCUACAGCUCUGCAACGCCGAGUGGGACCCGCUGGCAGGGGCCUUGCAGGACAGUCCCUCCAGCGGGCCCAGCCCUCUGCCUCCCAUCAGCAUCAGCACCAGAACCCAGGCCCAGGGCACCAAUGACCGGCCACCCCAUGCCGGCCUGGCGGUAUAUUCCUGUCCUGUGUACAUGGAAGGUCCCCUCGGCACCACAAGGCUGCACAGCAGGAACAUCCUAAUGCACCUGCCCCUGCCCACAAAGCUCAGCCCUGCCAUCUGUGUCCAACGGAGAGUCCAUGUGUGCAGCCCGCCCCUGCCCUGA